Strongylocentrotus purpuratus (purple sea urchin) is the source of this 4093-nucleotide messenger RNA. It is a transcript of the gene bcas3, whose product is annotated as breast carcinoma-amplified sequence 3. Lineage: Eukaryota; Metazoa; Echinodermata; Echinoidea; Camarodonta; Strongylocentrotidae. Gene Ontology annotation, cellular component: cytoplasm. Gene Ontology annotation, molecular function: protein binding. Gene Ontology annotation, biological process: response to starvation; autophagy. The coding region runs from base 358 to 3114 and encodes 918 amino acids. The transcript is spliced from 19 exons. The record is from RefSeq and is a predicted model, not a curated record.
UUUGCAUAUCAUUAUAUUUACAUACAGACGAUAACAACAAUCUCACAACGUCAUUCUAAAGAUCAUAUUUCUUCCCUGAAUUUUUGUGAUUUUGUUGGAAUAUCGAAACAAGGUGAAGUAUGGUUCGAUGAGAAAUAUUGCAAAGAGUGCCUUUCCCAGUUUAGAAGCCUCAAGUGGCUGUAAACAAGGCGUGUGCACUCAAAAAUUGACGACAGACAACGGUACGAGCUCUCGGCGCGCUCGCUGUGUAGUGGUUCGGGAUCGGGAGACAACGGAAAACAGCUGAGCCAGGAACACUGCACUGGAGUCAAGUCGAGGGUCAGGGAUUGCAGCUAGCUGGCCACGGAAUCUUACACAAUGUCGUACGUGGAAGGUGCAAGACGAGUCCCUCGCGGAGGCCAGACAGUGAGGCCCCAGCCCGUUAGUGAUAAGUCUUACAUGGCAUCAGUGGUAGACUUCUUCCACGAUGCCUACGCAGGAUCAGCCCCUCUAGAGAACGACAAGAUCAUCUGGGUGAAGUUUGAGAAGCCAGAUGUCACUGAUUAUAUGAACCACUCACAGGAGGCCCCGGAAUGUCCGUUGUUUCUAGUGAUCGGCUACACCAAUGGUGUGCAGAUAUGGAGCAUUCUGGCGAAUGGAGACGCAGAAGAAGUGCUCUCGUUACGGCAAGGCCCCGUCAGGAUUCUCCGUAUUCUACCUACACCUACACAUUCCAAGAACCAUCAUCAUUAUCAGGACAAGAGACCGUUGAUAGCCAUUUGUGAUGGCGCUAGUUCUAGCCAGCCCUUCUGCUCAGUGACUAUCCGCUCGUUGAAGACGAACGAGCAGGUCCAUGCGGUCUCCUUUAAAACACCAGUAGUUGAUAUAGUCUGUAACAAGAGAUUAAUGAUAGUGGCAUUACAAGAGAAGAUAGCAGCUUUUGAUGCAGCGUCCUUCAAGCAUCGUUUCAUCAUUACAAGCUGCUACCUAGCAGGUCCUCCCAACAUUAACCCCUUAGCUCUGGGGACGAGAUGGCUAGCGUAUGCCGACAAAAAGUUAAUACCAUCACAUCAGUCUGGAGGUGGUGUUUGUAGAGACGCAUCCAAGUCAUAUAAAGCUACAGUCAUUCAUGCAGCUAAGGCUAUCACAAAGGGCAUCUCUGUGUUCAGCGAGUCCCUGGGGAAGUACGCCUCUGCCAAGCUCUCCAACUCGCCCCCUAGGUCACCCGGGGAGAGUCCGGGGGAGAAGACUAGUAGCAGUAGCCCCCCUCACAGGCAGGGUACCCCCGGAGUGGUGACUGUGGUGGAUGCAACCUUGCUGGAAGGGGAGUUCAACGUCACAGACGACAGCCCCGGGGACGGCAUGGUAGCUCACUUCCAGGCCCACAUCAACGAACCUGUCACGGCGAUGACCUUUGACCCCAGCGGCAGGCUACUGUUCACGGCGGGCGCCCAGGGUCAUGUCUUUCACAUAUUCCGCAUCACGAGCCAUCCCUGUAGAUCAGGCCUAGGGGCUGUGCAUCAUCUUUAUAUCCUCUACAGAGGGGACACUGCUGCAAAGGUGCAGCAUGUAUCCUUCACAAAUGACAGCCGCUGGGUGGCUGUGAGUACUAUGAGAGAGACUACUCAUCUCUUUCCUAUCACUCCGUAUGGAGGUCAUGUAUGUGCAAGAACACACACAUCUCAGAAAAUAGUCAACAAAGAGAGUCGGUUUCACAAGAGUGCUGGUCUAGAGGAGCUCGUAGAGACAGGAAGAUGGAGUCCCGUACACGGUUUAUCAGAGAGUCCUACUUCAUCAGGUUUCCACACACCGGAUUCUAUCGCCUCCAUCCCCCACAACAACACCCUCAACGUAGCCAUCGGCAACCCCCGCCUACCCCCCUACCCCCAGACCGUCACCAUCCUACCCCUAGAGCAGAUCAAGCUAUCCACCACCCUAGGAGCCGUGGCCACCAGCAUGGCCGCUAGCACCGCCAAGCCAGGCAGGGGCAAGGCACCCACCCAGAGCUCCGGGGCGAGCGAGUACUCGGGGCUGGCGACCUGCUUUGCUCUGUCGAGGGGCCAUGUGCAAGGAGCCAACCAGGUGCCCAGAGAGAAAGACUCUACAAGAGUUUCUCCAAUACCCUCCCUCUUCAUCAUGUCAUGCCAUGGAUUCCUGGUAGAGUACACCUUAGAUCCCAAGGCUACCCUACCGGCUAGUGUCAAGAAAGGAGAUGAUUCCCCUCUAGAGUUGGUUGCCAGCAUGGUAGCACAGUGGAGACUACAAAGGGGUUUCAACUCGCCCGAGUGCAACUUAAGAAUACCUGGCAAUAGUUUAGUACAUCUAUUCAGCGAUGAUGCAGAGAGGUCUAUCACAGCCACGCAAGGAUCUCUGUACCAAUCACUACCUAGGAAUGAAUCCUGUGAGAGUCUGACAUCAGCUCAUAGUAGCAAUCAAGAUACCGACUUUGAUGAGCCUUGGUUAUCACAGGUUGAGAUGGUGACACAUGCUGGCCCACACCGCCAUCUAUGGAUGGGACCACAGUUUGUCUUCAAGACGGUCCCUCAGCCGAGCAGUACCACCAUCUUAUCAUCAAGCUCCUCUGCCCUCUUGACCGAAGGUCUUGAGACCAACCGAUCAGCCAUGGAUAUGACCAUUGAUGACAUGGACCUCAGAUCACUAAGGAUCCAGCCCCUCCGUUCAGACCCACUGCCUACCCCUCAAGCAAGGGAUGGAAGAGUCCAUCGGUUGUCGAGCUGUGAGGGCUCUGCUGGGGCCAGUAUAGAGUACGGGUCAGGUACCUUUGACCAUGCCUCCAACCUGCUAGAAGUGAGCUGUGGAAGCUGGCCAGAAAACUCCCCCAGCCAGCAGAGAAGCUCCGAGAUGCUCGAGGAACACCUCAAGCAGACCAUAGCAGAGGCCAUGGCCGAAUCACCAAGUACCGAGAUGAGACCAUCGGGGAGACUAAAAGGUCACCACCAUCUUCAUCAUCCCGCCCCGGAGGUGGUUGCCGAGAGCAACGGCGUUCUGAGCUCCAGCGCGGGUUCGGCCGACAGCAUCCCGCACUCCUUCGAGGCCCGCCUCUCCCCCCAGCACACCAUGGACCACAUUCUGGUGUUCCCAUCCGCUAACAACAGCUCGCCGGAGUGCAAUUGACGAAGGUUAGGCAGAGUGUGAACGGGGUUUUCACACACUCUCUCACGUACGGCAGUUGGAUAGCUAGAUAAAUCGUCAUUGAUUAAACGUUAAACAAUGGCUCCAUGUGAACCCUGCAGCUUGCAAUCUGCAAUUAAGUAGGUAAUGCUUCUUCAUGAAUCGACGCCUGCCCGGCCUGCCCAUGGAGCAACGCUACGCAUCUAGCAAUAUAUACCCAUCUGCUUACAGCGCCUGGCCUGAUGGCCAUUCAUGACAAUUUGAUGUAGUGUAAACAUGCCUUCAUAACUGGACAUUAAUACCCACUCUACUGUCUGUCUUUGUUUAAAAAUUCAUCGUCUUCAUUCGUGUAUAAUUCGUGUAUAUAUAUAUAUAUAUAUAUCUCGAAAGACUUGCCAUGCGACAUUGCGAUGAGUGUAAGAGCGAAUGCAACUAAUAGUUGCCAGUCAUGUGAUACAUUACUAUUCAAACACACUGCCAACGUGUUCACUUUUAUACACCACACCCCAACACCUGCUUAGAAUAAUUGGGCAAGUCAAAGCUAUUCUAUCCCAUAUGUUACCAUCUACAUCUAAGAUUCCAGUAUACCUGACAAAUGAGUCAAGCUGAUGAUAGCCCUUCCGCAGCUUGAAUCAGACCAAAAAAAAGGUCACAUCAAAUUAUAUAUUUUCAGAUUUAUGUUCACAAUACAGCAACAUACACAGCUCAGUAAUACCAUGGAGAUAUCUCCAUGGUAAUACUGGGUGAUGUAUUGGACAUCCUAUGUGUGUAUUUUUAGGUUUUUACAGUCAUGUAUCAGAUAUGAUUAUUUACGUCUGGGGACCGACCUUUAAACGUCACCAUCCGAAAGACGUGACUCAGUUUCGAACCUGCGUCCUCGGCUGAAUCAGUUUGUAACUUCCAUUGUUAGCUGGAUUACAGGCGCACGCCACAAUUCCUAGUUGUGACUUGCUCAAUUGUGUUUCAUUCUUAAUCUUAGCAA